Molecule: messenger RNA, 747 nt
Organism: Geodia barretti
Lineage: Eukaryota; Metazoa; Porifera; Demospongiae; Tetractinellida; Geodiidae
Source: the annotation of a GenBank genome assembly
AUGCCGACGGCGGCAAGAUGUCGUUCCUGGAACACCUGGACGAACUGCGCACGCGCCUGUUGGUCUCGGUCGCGGCGCUCUUCGUCGGCUUUCUCGGGGCAUUCGCCUUCAUCUCGCCGAUCUUCGAGUUCAUCAUGCGGCCGCUGCAGGAAAUCCUGCCGAACGACGGCCGCCUGGUGUACACGGAGCCGACCGAAGCGUUCUUCCUGUACAUCAAGAUCGCCGCGUUGGCCGGCCUGGUGCUGGCCGUCCCGAUCAUCCUUUACCAACUGUGGCGCUUCGUCGCGCCGGGGCUGUACGCCCGCGAGAAGCGGUUCGCCAUUCCGUUCGUCAUGCUCGCCACGUUCUUCUUCGUGGGUGGCGCCCUGUUUUCGCACUACCUGCUGUUUCCGUGGGCCUGGAGCUUCUUUGCCGGGUUCACGACGGACUACAUGCAGUUCUUUCCACGCAUCCAGCCGGCCUUUUCGCUGUAUGUCAAGCUGCUGCUGGCCUGCGGCGUGGUGUUUCAGAUGCCGACGGUGGUGUUCUUUCUUGCCAGGGUCGGCGCGGGAUCACGCCCCGCUUCCUCGUGCGGAACACGAAGUACGCGGUGCUGCUCAUCUUCAUUUUCGCGGCCGUGCUCACGCCGACCGGCGAUCCGGUGACGCUGACGAUGAUGGCGGCGCCGAUGAUUCUGCUCUACGGCCUGAGCAUCGUGAUCGCCUGGGUCUUCCGGCGGCGCGAAACAAACUAAUAUGGCGUAGUUGA